GUUCAAGUGUUAAGUUGUGAAGAAAACGCUGUGCAGUGAACGGAAGUUGAAAUUUUCUCGAGCGAACACAGCUAAAAAUAUUUUAAAAAAUUAAAAAUAAUUAAAUUAUAAUACUUCAAGAAACAAGAGUGUAUAAUAUGACCGCAAAAUCAAUGCUCUACUUGUUGUUGGCAACAAUUGUCAGCAGCGCCUUGGCACAAUCGCCUGUGGAUUGGCAGCCACUACUCGACCAGCAGAACUUAGUGCUACGCCAGGUGGUGCAGGCACUGCAACUGACCCGUAGCGGCGCUGGCGAUACCGAUGCUUGCUUCGAUUGGUAUUUGGAUAAUCAAACCGCCAUCAAUGAAGUCUACUACAGUGAGUACAACUUAUGCGUGGGCGCAGCAACGGCAGCAAAGAAAUUGCUUUCGGAACAAAGUGCUUUGGAACGUCAAGAUCUCUUGGAUGAUGGCCAGUCACUUUGCUCAGCUUUGAGCGCUUGUCAAAGUAUCACUGAUGGUCUGCAAUUUUUCCAGUGCUACAAUCAGGCGUCUUACGAUAACAGCCCGAAUUUGUUUAACAUAACUGUCACAUCGGAGCGCAUUGCUGACAAAUUGAAAAUUUCAUAUCAAGCCAUCAACGACACCGAACGUGUGUGUACUACUAACGCGCGUGUUAAGAAUGUGGAAGACUUAAGUAUUAGUAGAGUGCAUCUGAACAACUGUUUAAUUGGUGAGUGGAGCCCCCCUGAAACGACCGACGCUGCCACAGCUUCAACUGACACCAUCACUGAAGUAACCGCAUCGACUGAAGCGCCCGGAUCGACCGACUUGCCCCCUGAUGCAACUACUGCGAGCGACGCUCCAACAUCUGCACCAUCAGAUGGCAGACAAGGCCUACCAGAAGAGGACUUAUAUGAUUUUAACUACAGGACAAACAUGCUACAGAGAAAACUGAACGGACGUUUUUAAUGUAAAAUUUCGAUAAUGAGAAAUACAAUAUAAUAUAUAUUACAAAUAUAAAUAUAUACAUAUACAUACAUAUAUGCAGAAAUUAUAUAGUCAUCUAACAGCAAAGUAAUUAAGCAUUUGAUUUUAAUGUUUUGAGAAUGUCGGAAUGUGAGUGUAACCAAGAGUUUAGGUAAUAAAGUAAAAUAUAUUUAA
Messenger RNA from Bactrocera latifrons, 1142 nucleotides. RefSeq lists its product as uncharacterized. Bases 138 to 950 code for a protein of 270 amino acids. Lineage: Eukaryota; Metazoa; Arthropoda; Insecta; Diptera; Tephritidae. The record is from RefSeq and is a predicted model, not a curated record. The transcript is spliced from 2 exons.